This is a messenger RNA of Penicillium malachiteum, 471 nucleotides long. RefSeq names its product SRP9/SRP21 family protein. Gene Ontology annotation, cellular component: signal recognition particle, endoplasmic reticulum targeting. The transcript is spliced from 2 exons. Bases 1 to 471 code for a protein of 156 amino acids. NCBI's taxonomy places the organism in Eukaryota, Fungi, Ascomycota, Eurotiomycetes, Eurotiales, Aspergillaceae. Gene Ontology annotation, biological process: SRP-dependent cotranslational protein targeting to membrane. The record is from RefSeq and is a predicted model, not a curated record.
AUGCCUGUCCUUCCUACCUCCCAGGCAUUCCUGGAACAGUCUGCCCUCCUUCUUCAAGCAUACCCAGAAACAACCCGAAUCACAACAAAAUACCACUACCCCACCGAACGACGCGCAGAGAAACACAAGCGCCAAAAAUCGCAAGCCAAGAAAGCCUCCGAAACAGAAUCCACAUCCAGCACUCCUAUCGCAGCCUUUGUCCUGAAAACCUAUAACCCCUCUACAGGCGUCUGUCUGAAGUACCAAACAAACAAGCUGCAAGAGGUUGGCCGCUUGGUUACAGGACUGGGCAAGUUGGCGGCGGGUGCGGAUGUGGCUAGUUUGGGAUUAUCGGGUUCUGGUCCCGUUGAUGUGGAGAUGGUUGAUGUCAAUGAGGAUGGAACGCAAGCGAAUGUUAAUGCUAAUGCUAAUGCGAAUGCGAGUGCGAAGACUGGUAAGGGAAAGAAGAAGGCUGGAAAGGGCAAACGAUAG